Molecule: messenger RNA, 5044 nt
Organism: Esox lucius (northern pike)
Lineage: Eukaryota; Metazoa; Chordata; Actinopteri; Esociformes; Esocidae
Gene: mctp1b
Product: multiple C2 domains, transmembrane 1b
Exons: 22
Coding region: 7-2736 (909 amino acids)
Biological process (GO): regulation of neurotransmitter secretion
Cellular component (GO): synaptic vesicle membrane
Molecular function (GO): calcium ion binding
Source: RefSeq, a predicted model, not a curated record
GGGAGAAUGGAAAGAACAGGAGAAAAAGAUAAUGAAGCCUCCUCGUCCCACCAAAAUACUAUGUGGAAACAAUUUCAAGCGAAAGCCAAACCCAUUUUAAGCCCUAAACUGAGCAGAAACACAGAUGAGAAAAGGGAGAGGGGAUCAAUGUGGAUGUUUCGGAAGAAGAAAAAGCACCAUGUUUUGGACCGGGUAAUCUCCUCAUCACAGCCCGACCUCUUCUCCGCGCCUGUGUGUUUGGACUCGCAAGAAUCUCCCCACUGCGGCAAAGCGGACCCCAGCUCAGUCACCAGUCACAGCUCCAGACCGCUAUGCUACAGACAGACGACCGAGGAAACGGUGCAGCCGGACACACAGAAAGUCGCGAGCGGAACGGGCAGCCCGAAGCACACGAUGGUUCAGCUGAUGCAGUCCCACCACAAAAGCUCUUCGCUGGGGUCAGCGUGCUUGGAGAAGCUGGUCUCGGACACUGCAGCGAUCACAAGUGACAGUGGUGUGGGAGAAACACCGCCAAAGCUUGAUAAAACGGAUCCGCAGGAUGUGGGUCCCUCUGGCCCCUCAGGGGUUAACACUGAACGAGCCCUGCCCAACUCAGGGAUGUACCAGCUGGACAUAACGCUGAACAGAGGACACAACCUGGCCGUACGGGACAGGGGAGGUACCAGUGAUCCAUAUGUGAAGUUUAAGCUGGGCGGUAAGGAGGUGUUUCGCAGUAAGACCAUCUAUAAGAACCUCAACCCGGUCUGGGACGAGGGGACCAACCUGCUGGUGGACAGUCUGCAGGAACCUCUCUAUGUCAAGGUGUUUGACUAUGACUUCGGCCUUCAGGACGACUUUAUGGGUUCAGCUUACCUCUACCUAGAGUCCCUGGAGCAGCAUAGGCCAAUACCAGUGACUCUGGCUUUACAUGACCCACACUACUCCGACGUUGACUUGGGGACGCUGGAUCUGACCGUCACUUUACGACCUAAACACAGCCCCAUAGAGGAUCCACACAGAGAUGCCAGCAACAAAGAGGUGGUAAUGGAACAUCGUUGGAAGCCUUAUGUGAACAAAACCAUGCUGCUCAAACGGAGCUGGAAACGAUCUAGCAAGCAACAGCAGUCACUGCGUCUGUCAGAGCUCCACCGCAAGGCGCAGCUGUGGCGAGGCAUUGUGAGCAUCUCUCUGAUCGAGGGUCGCAACCUUUGCCCCAUGGAUCCUAACGGCCUCAGUGACCCCUACGCAAAGUUCAGACUGGGAAACCAGAAGUACAAAAGCAAGACCCUGCCGAAGACGCUGUGUCCUCAGUGGAGGGAGCAGUUUGAUCUGCACUUGUAUGAGGAGACAGGAGGAAUCCUGGAUAUCUCAGUCUGGGACAAAGACACGGGACGCAGGGAUGACUUCAUAGGAGGCUGUACGUUAGACCUGUCCACUCUGGCUAAGGAACACACCCAUCGUUUAGAGCUACCCCUGCAGGAGUCCCGAGGCUCUGUGGUGCUCCUGGUCACCCUGACCGCCACUUCGCACGUGUCUAUUGCUGAACUUUCACUGACCCCGCUCGACAACCCCCAGGAACGCAAGGAGAUCAUGAGACGAUAUGGCAUGUUGCACUCGCUCUCUAACAUGAAAGAUGUGGGGAUAGUUCAGGUCAAAGUGUUGAGAGCUGAAGGACUCAUGGCUGCGGAUGUUACAGGUAAAAGUGAUCCUUUCUGUGUGUUGGAGCUAAAUAACGACAGGUUACGAACACACACUGUCUACAAGAACCUCAACCCGGAAUGGAACAAAGUAUUCACCUUUAAUGUGAAGGACAUCCACUUGGUGUUGGAGGUGACAGUGUUUGAUGAAGACAGAGACAGAAGCGCUGACUUUCUCGGCAAAGUUGCCAUCCCACUGUUAAAUAUCCAGAAUGGAGAGCAGAAGAGUUAUGUAUUGAAGAAUAAAGAGCUAACUGGACCAACUAAAGGCCUUCUCUACAUGGAGUCUGAUGUAAUCUAUAGCACUGUGAAGGCAGGUUUAAGGACCAUAGUUCCUGCAGAGAAGAAAUACAUUGAGGAAGAACCAAAAUUGUCUAAAUAUUUGCUCCGCCGAAACUUUAACAGAGUGAAGAGGUGCAUCAUGGUCCUGAUAAACUUUGGGACAUUUGUUAACAGCUGUUUUGAGUGGCAGUCACCUCAGAGAAGCAUCAGUGCCUUUCUGGUCUUUGUGAUUGUAGUGUGGAACUUUGAGCUCUACAUGAUACCUGGAGCUCUGCUGCUGCUUUUGACCUGGAACUAUUUUGUCACUACAAGCAGAGAGCCAGGAGACAUGGCGUCGGACGCAAAUUUUGAGUGGGAGGAGGAGGAAGAGGAGAAAGAUGACAAGCAGGACUCAGAGCGUAAGGGCUUCAUUGAGAAGUUGCAUGCCCUCCAGGAUGUGUGUGUUAGUGUGCAGAGUUCCCUGGACCAUGUGGCCUCGUUUGGCGAGCGAAUCAAGAAUACAUUUAAUUGGACAGUGCCUUUCCUGAGUUGGCUAGCCAUCUGUGCCCUAUGUGUGGCCACAGUCCUCCUCUACCUCAUCCCUCUACGAUACCUCAUCAUCGCCUGGGGUGUCAAUAAGUUUACUAAGAAGCUGAGGAAUCCCUACAUGAUCGACAGCAAUGAGGUGCUAGACUUUCUCUCAAGAGUCCCCUCAGACGUUCAAGUGACGCAAUAUCGAGAGCUGAAGAUCAAUCCGGGACAGAGCCCCAUCAAACGCAAGAAGAUCAAUCCUUCCUAAACGCGCACACACAGAAACACACCUGAACUUAGUUUUUCUGAGAGACUGGGCAUUCAAUGGUCUCACAUACUUUGUAAUUAUUGUGUAAAACAUGGUAAAAAUACAUAUACAUGUAAUCUUUAUGAUUAUCACUUAAUUAGUGGUUGUUUUAUUGUUUGUUUAAGUUGUUGUGAAAUUCAGUAUGUGUGUGAAUGUGUACAAUAUGUGUAUGUUAUUAUUAUUAUUUACUCCUAUUUUUUGUUUGGUCACAACAGAACUUCAUAUGAUUAUCCAAAAAUGCAUGGAUUUUUAACAUUGAAAGACUCCAUUCUGGAACUGAGGUUGCUUUUCUCCAACCUGAACAUUUAAAUCAGCACAGGAACAUUUAGAGCUUCCUGGAAUUAGUUGCCAGUUAUAACAACAGGACUAUGUUUACAUUUUUUGUAUCACAAUAUCUACUGUAUAAAAAUGUAUAUGUGUAACACAAAUAAUUUAUUAUCAAAGAGCAUAUGUUUGUGUUGUGUAUGAUUUGUUUGUCCUCAAUAACUGUGUUUUUUUUGCUUCAAAACCAACAUUGACAUUACCAUGAGUCUGUAGAACAUCAGAAGAAUGACCCAGGAUGUCUUCUGGUUUACACAGUGCUAAAGAUCAUUUUACAGUUCCACCAUGGUUUUUGUGUCUCGCAUGAAUUUAACCUCUAGGUGCAUUCAUGUAUUGUGAAAUGGUCAAUGCGUUUUGAAUGGCUGCUGCAUGAAUGUGUUGCAUCUGCAUGUCUGUCCAGAGGCCCAAAUUGAUUAGCAUUUAUUUUAAGGAUAAUGUUACCUUUUUACAUCUGCUCCAUACAUAUUUUUUUUCUGGUUCACGUCUGUUUUACCUGAUCACUGUUUUACUUGUGUGAUUCAUGUGUUUAACCUGUGUCAUUCAUUGUCUGUUCAUUUGGUGGGUGUGUUCUUAUCUGAGAACAUGUUAACUAAAUUAGAUUAAUGGCCUCAGGUUUUCCUCAGAUUGAGGUCUCUGCAUGUUGCCAAGUGCUGUCCAUAAAAAGUGGAAGAUUACCAUCGAAAAUGUUCAUAUGUUUUCUGUUCCAUAAACCAUGUUAGUAAAUGAUUGCUUUGAUCACUGUAAAUGGGUUAACGAUUGUCAUUUACAGAGUUUUGUAAGGUCACCGAGAUAAAGUAUAUAGAGAAAAUUCCUUUGCAGAACCAAAUUUGCUCGCCUAGUAGUCUCUGUCUUGCUCCAGACCCUGUUGCCUUGGCUCCAGCCAUGCUUUCCUGAACACAAGUCCCGACCCUCUGGAAAUACAUAGGUAUCUCUGGACAUACAACUCUUUCCAGGACAUCUGCCCCAAACUCUGGUCACCAAAGCCUCUGCCCCUUCGGUGUGAUAAACCUGUUGCAAAUAGUCUGUCAAGAAUCAAUGUGUUUAGAAAAGUGUGAGACACUGUUCAUAUUCCCUGUGACUUUCUGGGUAGAAACUAUUGUCUUGUUUCUGAAACUAAACAAUUAUAAGGGCAAAGUCAAUGUGUAACGAUUCCAGCCGAACGUGAGUUCCAAUCCUUGUUUUGGUUUUUGUUCUUGUGUUGGUUCCUGUCCAUGUCGUUCAACGGUGUUGAGUCCUCACCUGUUUCUUUUCUUCUCGUUAGUCCGUGUAUUCAGUUCAGUCCUUUUCUCCCAUUCUUUGUUGAUCAUUGUUACACACCCCUGGAGACCGCUGCACCUUUUUCUUUCCCUAUCCAAUAAAGUUGAAGAGGAAAGUUUUGAGUGAGGAACAGAACUGUUCAGUUUGCAGUGGUCUCUUAUUUUUAUCCGGAGCUGUAUUGUGAUAUUUUCUCUGGUGGUUUCAAUUGUGGUUCAGUAUUGUGUUCUUAUAUUUCCUGUGCACAGCACAUGGUUUUGCUUUGUGUAGCAUUAAAGCUCCUACCCUGACCCUGUGUUUGCCUCCACCUCCGUGCCUAAAUGUGACACAAUGUCAAAAGAUAAUCUGUAAUCAAUAGUUUUUUUAAUCUAUAGCCUUUUAUGAAAUGUUGGAUAUGGGACCUGAUGAUAACACUGAAAUAUGUUGUACAUUUGAACAUGGACUGGUUUACCACCAUCUAUCAACAGAAACAUAACUAUAAUAUCUGUGGCCACUGUAAGAAAUCAGAUUCUGAAGGUAUGACACUAUACUAACCAGAAGAUGCAUUUAGGGAUUUUUUGACACUUGUUGUAACACUGACGAGCCAAGAGAUGGUCCCAUGUAAUGUGCCUCAUGUCAUCAAAAACUUUCAUACUUGGAAUUUCAUGGCUGAGAUAGUAAUUCUACAUAUAGAUUAUGUAUAAAUAAAUAACAU